AUGUAUCAGAUUGAUUGGAAAACCAAAUUAUGCGCUCAAUCGUACGAUGGUGCUGCAGCUAUGCAAGGAGAAUACUCAGGACUACGCACAUAUAUUCAGAAUGAAAACCCCAAAGCAAUUUAUGUGUGGUGUUUCGCACACUUGCUUAACCUAGUUAUCGUCGAUACAUUGGAUUCUACAACUGAUACCAAAAUAUUUUUUGGGGACUUGCAUGGAAUAGUAACAUUUAUGAGAGCAAGGAAAAGAACUGCUACAUUUUAUGAAUGCCAAAAAAAAUUAAACAUUGAAUCUAAAGCUAAUGAUAGAAUUCGAAAAAUCAAAAAUUUUUCAGAUACACGGUGGACGUCCCAUGACCGUGUUAUUACAGUAAUACAUGAUAAGUAUGAAGCUUUAAAAAAUACUUCAGAAUUGCUAUCAGAAUCCACAGACAGAGUAACUGCUUCAAAUGCAAAAUCUUUUCUACAAAUAAUUUCUUCGUUUCAUUUUGUAUUGGUUCUUAAGCUAAUGAAAAGUAUAUUCACAAUAACUACACCAACUUCAUGUUAUCUGCAAUCAAAAAGCAUUGAUUUUAUUCAAGCCAUUAAAUUGGUAGAUGAAACUAAAAAAAGAUUAUUAGAAUUGCGUUCUGAUAAAUAUUUCCAAGAACUUGUACAAAAUACCAAACAAUUUACUAAUGAACAGAAUCUCUGUGAAAAUGAUUUUAAAAAAGUCCGAACGAGGAAAACUUAA
Messenger RNA from Diuraphis noxia (Russian wheat aphid), 729 nucleotides. Its product is annotated as zinc finger MYM-type protein 1-like. The record is from RefSeq and is a predicted model, not a curated record. NCBI's taxonomy places the organism in Eukaryota, Metazoa, Arthropoda, Insecta, Hemiptera, Aphididae.